Messenger RNA from Spizellomyces punctatus DAOM BR117, 1382 nucleotides. RefSeq lists its product as uncharacterized. NCBI's taxonomy places the organism in Eukaryota, Fungi, Chytridiomycota, Chytridiomycetes, Spizellomycetales, Spizellomycetaceae. Gene Ontology annotation, biological process: t-circle formation; double-strand break repair via synthesis-dependent strand annealing; telomere maintenance via recombination. Bases 114 to 1214 code for a protein of 366 amino acids. Gene Ontology annotation, cellular component: Rad51C-XRCC3 complex; replication fork. The transcript is spliced from 3 exons. Gene Ontology annotation, molecular function: ATP-dependent DNA damage sensor activity; ATP binding; four-way junction DNA binding. The record is from RefSeq and is a predicted model, not a curated record.
UGCAGAAGACGCCAGUCAUCAGAUGGCUGCAAGCGACCCAUUUGCAUGUUGAUCGUCAUGAUAAUCUCACAACAAAUGUGGUAAAUUCACGACAUUUGUAUUUUUGACACGUAAUGGAUUUGGAGCAAGUAGAUCUUCCACCACGAAUCUAUCGCGCAUUGAAAAGAGCCUGUUUCGACACUAUUGAUCAGGUGUUACACCUGUCGGCAACCGAGUUGGCUACGCGGACAAGUCUCGAGCAGCGUGAUGUCCAAGACACCCUUACAAUAUUAUCAGAAGCCGUCUAUUCCUGCGUAUUGUGCAAGUCGACCGCUUUGCUAGAACGAAGGCAGCAAUAUGAUAGACUGUCUGUGGGGGAUCCAUAUAUUGAUGCCGUCCUAAGAGGCGGCGUACUAACAAGCAGCAUCACAGAAGUUCAUGGCAAGAGCGCUGUUGGCAAGACGCAACUGAUGUUGCAGUUGUGCAUUAUGGCGCAACUUCCUGUGGAGCUGGGCGGGCUUGCGUCAGGAGCUCUUUACAUCGCAACGGAGCAAACUUUUCCAAUCAACCGCUUCGCCCAACUGGAGCAGCAUAUGAAAAAGCGAUUUCCUCAGCUGUCCAACAUGAACAUGAGCGACAAUGUACAUAUCGUCCACAUUCGUGAUCAUGAAACCCAGCAACAUAUUCUGUCAUAUCAUCUGGCUACAGCGAUGCUUACACAUAAUAUUCGACUCGUUAUAGUGGACUCCAUAGCAGCCAACUUUAGAGGAGACGAGGAUGUAGCUUCUUGGGAUGCGGCCGCUCGAGCGAAGGCAAUUUUCGAACUGGGUGCCUCGUUGAAGAAGCUUGCACAUGAAUAUAAUGCAGCCGUUGUGUGCGUCAAUCAAGUUACAGAUAUAUUCAAUGAUACUAUAUCGCACGCAACGGUCGGUGGGAUUCAAGGCGGGGAUCCGUAUUUACGAGUGACAGCAUGUGUUCAGAAAGAUCCGAAUGAAGAUGCCGUGACGCCUACUUUGGGACUUGCUUGGUCUAAUAUUGUCAACACUCGGAUAAAGAUGUCACGUAGAGACACAUUAGUUCCAGAGAGUGACAUCGUUUGCGCUAAUGGUUCGGAGACCGCUGCCUGCAACAUCACAAGAACGCUGACGGUCUGCUUCGGGCCACAUCUACCACUCUCCAAUUGCAAAUUUGAAAUCACCGCUUCCGGCAUUGUUGGCUUAUCAGCCGACAAGUGAUGUGGAUUUGUCGCUGUAGCGGCAUGGCAAGUGUGUAUGUUAUUAUUACCCCCACGUGUUCUUUAGAAUAGGUGCAGAUGCAUAUGUAUUUAUAGGUAUAGAUGGUUUACGUCCUUUCUACUAAACAUAUUAAUCAGCUUUGAAUAUUGGGGUGAACCCUCUCUCUUC